CAAUCUUCCAGCCAUGGGAGCAGCGAUUCUCCCAGAUCUCGGAACCGAGAUUCUCAUUCCCGUCUGCGCGGUCAUUGGAAUCGCCUUCGCCCUCUUCCAGUGGCUCCUCGUCUCCAAGGUCAAACUCUCUGCCGUCAGAGACGCUUCUCCCAACGCCGCCGCCAAGAAUGGCUACAACGACUACCUCAUCGAAGAAGAGGAGGGCAUCAACGACCACAACGUCGUCGUCAAAUGCGCCGAAAUACAGAACGCCAUUUCCGAAGGAGCAACCUCUUUCCUUUUUACUGAAUACAAGUAUGUAGGAAUCUUCAUGGUGGCUUUUGCCAUUUUGAUAUUCCUUUUCCUUGGUUCAGUAGAGGGAUUCAGCACAAGCCCCCAGGCUUGCUCAUACGAUAAAACUAAAACNUGUAAGCCANCACUUGCAACGGCUAUUUUCAGCACCGUAUCUUUCCUGCUUGGUGGGGUCACAUCACUUGUUUCUGGAUUCCUUGGAAUGAAAAUUGCAACUUACGCCAAUGCAAGAACCACCCUGGAGGCAAGAAAGGGUGUUGGGAAGGCCUUCAUUACGGCUUUUAGAUCUGGUGCUGUUAUGGGUUUUCUCCUAGCCGCAAAUGGUCUUCUGGUUCUUUACAUUGCCAUCAACUUGUUUAAGAUCUAUUAUGGUGAUGACUGGGGUGGUCUUUUUGAGGCCAUAACUGGUUAUGGUCUCGGUGGGUCUUCUAUGGCUUUGUUCGGAAGAGUUGGCGGAGGUAUUUAUACCAAGGCUGCUGAUGUUGGUGCUGAUCUCGUUGGCAAGGUUGAGAGAAACAUUCCCGAAGAUGAUCCAAGAAAUCCAGCUGUGAUUGCUGACAAUGUUGGUGACAAUGUCGGAGAUAUAGCUGGUAUGGGAUCUGAUCUGUUUGGUUCAUAUGCGGAGUCAUCUUGUGCUGCUCUUGUUGUUGCUUCCAUCUCUUCAUUUGGGUUGAAUCACGAGUUGACUGCGAUGCUCUACCCUCUCAUUGUCAGUUCUGUGGGUAUUCUUGUUUGUUUGCUCACCACCUUAUUUGCAACUGACUUCUUUGAGAUCAAGGCUGUGAAAGAGAUUGAGCCUGCAUUGAAAAAACAGCUCGUUAUUUCCACUGUGCUGAUGACUAUUGGGGUUGCAGUUGUUAGUUUUGUUGCACUUCCAACUUCCUUCACUAUCUUCAAUUUUGGAGUGCAGAAAGACGUCAAGAGCUGGCAGCUAUUUUUGUGUGUUGCUGUUGGUCUUUGGGCANGACUUAUUAUCGGAUUUGUAACUGAGUACUAUACUAGUAACGCAUAUAGUCCUGUUCAAGAUGUUGCUGACUCCUGCAGAACUGGUGCUGCAACUAAUGUUAUAUUUGGCCUUGCCUUAGGAUACAAGUCUGUUAUCAUUCCAAUUUUUGCUAUAGCAAUUAGUAUUUUUGUUAGUUUCACCUUUGCUGCCAUGUAUGGUAUUGCCGUUGCUGCACUUGGGAUGCUUAGUACCAUUGCUACNNGGUUGGCCAUAGACGCAUAUGGUCCAAUCAGUGACAAUGCUGGAGGUAUUGCUGAGAUGGCUGGCAUGAGUCACAGAAUUCGUGAGAGAACUGAUGCCCUUGAUGCUGCUGGUAACACUACAGCUGCAAUUGGGAAGGGCUUUGCCAUUGGUUCUGCCGCCCUCGUAUCUCUGGCCCUUUUUGGUGCCUUUGUGAGCCGAGCAUCUAUUACAACUGUUGAUGUGUUGACUCCAAAGGUUUUCAUUGGUUUAAUUGUGGGAGCAAUGCUUCCUUACUGGUUUUCUGCCAUGACCAUGAAGAGUGUGGGAAGUGCUGCUCUGAAGAUGGUUGAGGAAGUGCGCAGGCAAUUCAAUACCAUCCCAGGGUUGAUGGAGGGAACUGCCAAGCCUGACUAUGCUACAUGUGUUAAGAUCUCUACUGAUGCUUCCAUUAAAGAAAUGAUUCCACCUGGUGCUCUUGUCAUGCUUACACCUCUUGUUGUUGGGAUCCUUUUUGGUNUCGAAACACUUUCUGGUGUCCUCGCUGGAUCUUUGGUAUCUGGUGUACAGAUUGCCAUCUCUGCAUCCAACACCGGCGGUGCAUGGGAUAAUGCAAAGAAGUACAUUGAGGCUGGUGCUUCUGAGCAUGCCAGAAGCCUUGGUCCAAAAGGGUCAGAUUGCCACAAGGCAGCAGUUAUUGGUGACACCAUUGGAGACCCUCUCAAGGAUACAUCUGGUCCCUCACUUAACAUCCUUAUCAAGCUGAUGGCAGUUGAGUCUCUUGUUUUUGCCCCCUUCUUUGCUACCCAUGGUGGUUUACUCUUCAAGAUCUUCUAAAGAGUUGAGAGAAAAGAGCAUCGUUCAUCAAUUUUCUACUAUGAUGGNAGAACAAGGAAAAUCCGUCCUUUCACCACCAUGCCUUUACUUUUUUGUUAGUCUUUUAACUCAUCUGUCAUGUCGACUUCAUUGUUUUUGAAACAAAGUAUAUUUUGUCACUCAUUUGUAGUUUUAAGAAACUUCAUUAGGUUGAGUCUGCAGCAAAAUUUUCCUUGUU
Molecule: messenger RNA, 2531 nt
Organism: Vigna radiata var. radiata (mung bean)
Lineage: Eukaryota; Viridiplantae; Streptophyta; Magnoliopsida; Fabales; Fabaceae
Product: pyrophosphate-energized vacuolar membrane proton pump
Biological process (GO): proton transmembrane transport
Cellular component (GO): membrane
Molecular function (GO): inorganic diphosphate phosphatase activity; diphosphate hydrolysis-driven proton transmembrane transporter activity
Source: RefSeq